This is a messenger RNA of Cryphonectria parasitica EP155, 1320 nucleotides long. RefSeq names its product DUF1671-domain-containing protein. The coding region runs from base 1 to 1320 and encodes 439 amino acids. The record is from RefSeq and is a predicted model, not a curated record. Lineage: Eukaryota; Fungi; Ascomycota; Sordariomycetes; Diaporthales; Cryphonectriaceae. The transcript has 3 exons.
AUGGAGUGUCCAUUCUGCGGAUUCAAACCCCCACAAGGGCAGGAGCAUGAGGAUUACGCAAUGCAGCUGCAUAUAGAGACGGAACACUCAGAGGGGAAGUCACCAUUUGUACCAGAUGAAAGCCUCUCCAACCCUGAGCAUGCUGCUGGGAACCUAGAUGCGGCUAGCACUGCCUAUGUGGAGUGUCCCAUCGAGGGCUGCAACGAGGUUGUCGUCAGGGAUGAACUCGACUAUCAUCUUGAGUUGCACUCAGAUGAGGCUGAUGAUGGCAGUGCAACUACCCACCCAGAGUCUGGGGCUGCGCCAGCAACGGAUCCGACCACUGCUAUCGGUGGUGACGAUGUCCGCCGCACGAGAUCGGCGAAACGGCGGCGCUCACCAGCAGCACGCGACAUAUCUCAGGACUCGGAAGAGGUAGCUGCGCAUUCCCGCCGUAAAAAGGCCAUCUUUGCGUGGAGAAACAUCCUGUCGAUGCCCAAGUGGAACAAAUCCAAGCCAGAGACUGACAGUGGCACGACAGCCGCCCCCUCCAGCAGCACUGUUCCAGAUGGGCCAAAGCAGCCGAAACAGCUUGGCAAGGCAGAGCUGGGUCGCUUCGCCCAUGAGAAAAAGAUGCCAGACUGGCUCGUCAAGAUGCUGAAGCGUGACGGACAAGUCGUCGGCCAGGAUGUCAUACCGGUGCUGAAGCAAAUGCUCCAGCAGUCUGAGUCGACUGAGUACGCCUACCUCUGCCACCCGUGCGUGCAGCAUGUGUCCAAGUUGCGGCGUGAGGGCGGAUCACACAACCAGUUCAAUGGGACAUUACCAAGCAUUUUCGACAUACAGGAGUUCAUUGAGGCCGCCUGGGAUCGUGGAAUCAACCAGCAAGGACGUGUUGAGACCGGCGGCGUCAGAGGGACUCGUAAGUAUAUCGGAACGCCAGAGGCGCAAGCUAUGUUUCGAUACCUAAAUGUGCCGUGCGUGGCGCAGGGCUUCAAGAACAAGCAGGAGGCCGGCAAGGCGGAAGCCAGUUUGCUCUUUAAUGUGGAGCAGUACUUUGCGCAGGGAGUCUACAGCCCCGGUGACAGAGUGCGGUGCACGAUGCUGCCGCCCAUCUACUUCCAGCACGCUGGCCACUCGAUGACGAUUGUCGGCAUCGAGAAGGAGACGAACGGCAAGGCGAACCUGCUCGUGUUCGACCCCAUGUUCCGCGACGCAGCGGUCAUCACGCAGCGUAUCGGCCGAAAGUUCAAGUAUAAGUACGCGGACUCGGCUAUUCACGCAUACCGGAGAGGACAUAAGUAUCUGAGACGGUAUCGAGAAUUUGAGUGCCUGAGGUGA